This is a messenger RNA of Cyclocybe aegerita, 2064 nucleotides long. Lineage: Eukaryota; Fungi; Basidiomycota; Agaricomycetes; Agaricales; Hemipholiotaceae. The record is from the annotation of a GenBank genome assembly.
AUGCGUCUCCAGUUUCGUCAAGCUAUCAUGAUCUGGUGCGCAUCCGCGGCGUUGACGGCCCGGAAGAUCAUUCUUUGGAGUCAGAAUGCACGUGACGCCUUCAGGGGUGUAAAUUUAAAUUUAAGCUAUCUCUCUUUCCUUCUCUUGUCUCCAUCCUCAAGCUCAAGGUUCCGCGCAAUGUCGUCGACAUACGCGCACUACCAAGGCCCGUCGUCGCUUCCGUCCGACUACGCUCUCCUCUCCCACUUUGCCCACCGAGACCACAGCGCCCCACACCCGAGGCGUGUUCCCGAGAACGGUGCCGCCCCUGCCUCCGGCGACGAGGACGAGGACGAGGACACCGAGCCAACUCCGACGCAGACCCCUCGCAGAACGGUCGUUACCCGGCGCGAGAGCUUCCCCGCCUCUGCGUACUACACCCGUCCGCCGCGGCCCACUAUAGGCUCGUACCCCCGUGAAAGGCGGUACGACGAUGCUGAGCCAGGCUCGGGCAAUGGGAACUCGGCCUCCAAUGACCAGAGUUUUCCCUCCCUUGGACUGCCGGACGAGAACACUCCGCUGCUCAGUAAUCCACCUGUCCCACGAAUUGAGGAGCCCAUCGAUCGCGAUGCUACCGCGGACGCUGGGACACCGCUGGAGAUGUUCUGGGAGGAGCUGGUCAUCCUGGCGAAGUAUGCAUUGCCUGUGUUUGGCACCCACCUUCUCGAAUACUCACUUGUUAUCGUCUCCGUCGUCUCCAUUGGGCAUAUUUCCACGACCGCUCUUGCGGCCAUCUCGCUCGGUUCGAUGACCGCGAGCGUUUCCGGCUUCAGCGUUAUCCAGGGCUUUGCGAGCGCUCUCGACACUAUGCUGCCAUCGGCGUGGACAUCGCCCCAGCCACAUCUCGUGGGGCUUUGGUCCCAAAGGAUGACCAUAGUGAUGUUCUCUUGUCUAAUCCCGACCCUCUUCAUUUGGUGGAACGCAGAGGCUAUCCUUGUUUUCCUCAAGCAAGAACCGGAAGUCGCCCACCUUGCGUCAAUCUACUUGAGAUGGGUCUCAUUCGGGCUGCCUGCUUACGCCUUCAACUGCAUCAGCCGGCGCUAUUUCCAGUCUCAAGGUCUCUUUGCCGUUCCGACGCGUAUCGUAUUUAUCGUCGCGCCGACUAACGCGCUCCUCAACUACCUGCUCGUAUGGGGCCCCCCAUCCAUAAGGCUCGGCUUCAUCGGCGCUCCUAUCGCCACCGCGAUUUCGUUCAACCUCAUCGCGCUUCUAUCCAUCGCGUACGGGGUGCUCUACACCCCACCCACCGCCUGGUCGCCCAUCUCGCUCACCCGAGACUCCCUCAAGAAAAUAUUCAGCUUGAAGGCGCUGAGCGUGCUCACCCAGCUCGGGCUGAGUGGGGUGGGUCAGACAGCGAGCGAGUGGUGGGCGUGGGAGUUGGUUGCGCUUGCUGCUAGCUUGUUAGGUCCGGUUGCACUCGCGACGCAGAGCGUGCUGCUCGUGUCGUCGUCGACGACGUUCCAGGCGCCGUUUGCGCUGGGCGUGGCUACUUCGGUGCGUAUCGGCAACCUCCUCGGCGAGCAAAAGGCGAGACGUGCAGGUGUGGCAGCUAACACCUCGCUGGUGAUGGCGUUUGGAAUUGCGUUCUUUACGAGCACGCUCUUCCUCGUCUUCCGCGACAAGUGGGCGUACCUCUUUAACGACGACCCUGCGGUUGUUACGCUGGUGGCGGAUAUCAUGCCGCUCCUGGCGCUCUUCCAGGUGUUUGACGGGACAUCGGCUGUAACGGGUGGAAUUUUGAGGGCGAGGGGGAAGCAGUUCUUCGGCGCCCUCCUCAACCUAAGCGCGUACUACACCUUCGGCAUCCCGCUCGGGAUCUACCUCGCCUUCACGCACAAGAUGGGUCUGCAUGGCCUGUGGAUCGGACUCACAGUGUCGCUCGUGUACUGCUCGGCGGUCGGAACGUGGGUUUCUGUGCGUACGGAUUGGAAUAAGGAAGUGGAUAAGGUGAGGAAGAGGGUGAGGGAGGAAGAGGUGCAGGAGGGGAGGAAGGGGAGAGACGAGGAGAGUGAUAGGAGGGUGUGA